AUAUAAAUAUUUGUUGUUUUGUUUGUUAAGAAAAUGUCACAAAUAUUUCCAACGUAUCGACAAACGGGUGAUUAUAGACAUACCAUCAGUUGUACGACAGAUAUGAAUGGAUAUCAUGACAUGUUUGGUACGAAUGGCAACAAAACAAGUAUCGAUAGUCAAAACAAUCUGUUCGGCGGAUUGCGACCACAAAUGCCCGGACUGUGGACAGAGGCCGCAACUACUAUAACAACGACAACAUCAGUACCCAAAUGGUUACCAAAUGAAAGACUUAUCCCAACCACUCGGACACCAAUUUACAACCCAAACAGUACUGUUAAGACGUCAUCGAUUACCAGUCAUAGCGAGCGGACGGUCAUAAUGGCAGUGACCGAAGGCAGAGGUCGUGCCAAACACGUCAUCGGUUUAGCGCUCAUUGAUCUCUAUAAUCCGGUUCUUGUGUUGAGUCAAUUUGAGGACAAUGUUGACUACGACUACUUGCGCACCAAAUGCACUGUCUUUCGUCCAAAUGAAGUGAUUGUUCCCAACUCUAUCUGCAACAGUGACAGCCGUUUGGUCGCCAUACUUGUCGAUCACUGUUCGCAGUCAUUAUAUAAAUCACUCGACAGAAAGCAUUUCAAUGAACUCUCGGGUUUGGAUACAAUCCGACGGCUUUGUUGUGAUGACUAUAAGAACGUUGAGAUCGAUCUCAAAGACAAAUAUUAUUGUUUGUCUUCGUGUGCGGCACUCAUCAAAUACAUUGAAUUGAAUGAACACAUUAUAUAUGCGGACAAAUCUUUGCGAGUGAUGUACCAGUGCUCAGACUAUACUAUGUCUAUUGACUCGAAGACAGCCAAACUCUUAGAACUGAUUGUCAACUUAAAUGAUCCCAAAUCAAGUCACACACUGUUUGGUGUACUUAACCGAACUAAGACCCGGUCGGGCUAUCGAUUGUUGCGAUCAAACAUAUUACAGCCGUCGACCGAUACCAAUGUCAUCGACAAGAGAUUGGAUAUGAUUGAAGAGAUAAUCAGUUCACAGACAAUGUUUAACAAUUUGGAUUCACUGUUGGCUCAGUUGACAUCGAUUGAGAUGGAGAGAGUUAUCACUCAAUUAGUCCAAACACCAAAAAUUAAGUCAACAAAAAGUGCUGAAAUCAAGAUCGAGUGUAUUAUAAUUAUCAAACAUGUGGUGUCACUGAUUGAAUCGUUAAUUCAAAUACUGAAUACGUCUGAAAAUGAUGUGUUCAACGAGUUCACAGACCUCUUAAGUGAUCCACGAUUUGAAAUAUUAAUGACACAAAUAAAUAAAGUGAUCCUCGAGUCGUGUAAAUACACGAAAAAUGCUCACAGCAUGAGACUCGAGAAAUGCCAUGCAAUCAAAAAAGGUGUCAAUCGGCUCUUGGAUAUCGCCAGACAGGUCUACUCGGAACUGGUCGAUGACAUCAAAUAUAUUAGUGAUGAUUACAGCGCUAAGCUGUCGAUGCCGUUAAAAGUUAUUUACACUUCCAAUAGAGGAUUUCACUUACAAAUUGCCGUCAAAGAGAUCCACAAAAUAAACCUUUCGCUGCCACAAGACUUUAUAAGAAUUGAAUCCAAAAGAAAUGUAUUGUCAUUCACAACACAAGAAUUGAUUUCAAAGAAUAACAGAAUUAAUUCUGCUGUCGAAGAGAUCUUUUUGAUGAGCGAUGCAGUAAUAUCUGAAUUAAUUGGAAACAUUCGCCAACAUAUCGGAUGUCUGUAUAAUUUAUCGGAAAUUAUUGCCAAAAUUGAUGUCAUAUUUUCAUUGGCCUAUCAGUGCUCUGUUGGCAAUUGGGUUCGUCCAACAUUUGGCUCUUAUUUUGCUAUAAAACAAGGCAUUCAUCCAAUUCUUGAGAAAGUUUUGAAUACUAAACCAGUGGCUAAUAAAACGUUUAUAUGUGAAGACAGUAAUUUCACGAUAAUUACCGGUCCAAAUAUGAGUGGAAAAUCCAUUUAUUUAAAACAAGUAGCACUACUUCAAGUGAUGGCACAAAUUGGUUCAUACAUUCCGGCAGAGUUUGGGUGCUUCAGGAUCUGCGACAAACUGUUCUCACGAAUCGGAAAUAAUGAUGAAAUCGAGAGCAAUGCGUCAACAUUUAUGGUAGAAAUGAGAGAAAUUAGCCAUAUUUUGCAUAAUUGCACCGAUAGUUCAUUAAUUAUUAUCGAUGAGUUGGGACGAGGAACUAGUGUUGAUGAGGCAAUUGGUCUCUGUUGGGCUAUUUGUGAACAACUUAUCCAAACAAAAGCAUUCACUUUAUUUGCCACACAUUUUAUUGAAUUAACAAAACUUGAAGACUUUUAUUUCAAUGUUUCAAAUUAUCAUUUUGCCGUUGAAUACUUGACUAUAGAGCGUCCAAAUUGUGAUUCCUAUACUUUCACACAUAUCCUGGAGCUGGGAGUCACUCAGGAAGUACUCUAUGGCUUACGUUUGGCACAUCUCACUUCAUUGGAUCCAUAUAUACUGAAAAUGGCACAGAUUUUUGCACAACAAUUAAACGAAAUUCAAGAUCAACCAAUAAUAACUGGAGAAACCAAUAAAGAAAACAGAGCUAAAUAUAGGUUGGCUAUUAUGCUGAAGACAUUGACAAGUUAUGGACAAAUACCAAACAGAGAUACUUUAGAUGAAUUGAAGCGCCAGUAUUAUAGCGAAAUACAAAGUUCAUCUCAAACAGAAAGUAAUGAUUUCAGUCUCAUAUAA
Messenger RNA from Oppia nitens, 2697 nucleotides. RefSeq names its product mutS protein homolog 4-like. Gene Ontology annotation, biological process: reciprocal meiotic recombination; mismatch repair. The transcript is spliced from 5 exons. Bases 34 to 2697 code for a protein of 887 amino acids. Gene Ontology annotation, cellular component: nucleus. The record is from RefSeq and is a predicted model, not a curated record. NCBI's taxonomy places the organism in Eukaryota, Metazoa, Arthropoda, Arachnida, Sarcoptiformes, Oppiidae. Gene Ontology annotation, molecular function: ATP-dependent DNA damage sensor activity; mismatched DNA binding; ATP binding.